Chilo suppressalis (striped riceborer) is the source of this 13709-nucleotide messenger RNA. Lineage: Eukaryota; Metazoa; Arthropoda; Insecta; Lepidoptera; Crambidae. The record is from the annotation of a GenBank genome assembly.
GAAAAAAAUAUGGGUUGACUUUUGUAUAGUAAUUAGGUACAUAAUUGCUCAGUGGACUUUUGUGUACGAAGUAUGGAAUCGAGGACGACUAUGUUUUAUUUUGUGACUCAUGUUUGUAAGAUAAGCUUUUUAGUUUAACACUAUGUCUAGAAAUAUUGUUUUUGAGGGUUGGUUAACCAAAUCACCGCCCUCGAAACGUAUCUGGAGAACGAAAUGGAGGAGAAGGUGGUUUGCCUUGCGCCAGUCGGGGGAGCUCCCAGGGCAAUAUUUCCUAGACUACUAUGCGGAUCGUAAUUAUAGACGGCUCAAGGGCACCAUCAACUUAGAUUUGUGUGAACAGGUUGACGCAGGUCUCCACAUGGAGCGUUCAGGAAAUGGUUCAUUGGAUCCCAAAGUUCGUGGUUCUGUGUUUACUAUACAAACACAAUCAAGGAUUUAUCACUUGGAGGCAGAUUGUAAGUCAGAUAUGGAAAAAUGGGUUGAUGCAAUUUGCAGAGUCUGUGGUCUUCGAGCAACAGAUGAAUCAGAUGAAAUAGGGCACUAUCAAAAUAAUGUAAAUGCAAACAAUGUAUCUGCAUUAAAUGAACAGAAAGAGUGCGCCGAUACCACUGGCCCAUAUAUACCAAUUUCUGAAUGCAGAACAGGAGUUCGUGCGCAGGAUUCGCAGAGGGCGUUUACUUUUGACCCCAAGAACAUAAUCACGAGUGCGAGACACCCGCUGGAGAGGAUGGCUGAGUACCGGGAGCACCACAUGUACACCAGCCAGCCUCAGAUCAGACUCAACAACCAGGACUCGGAGAACGAUUCCACUUUGAGCGAUGAGGAGUGCAAGUCGCUGAAUGCUAGUCAAUCAAAUAUUCAUGACUACUCCGUUUCAAAAACGUUCACUAAACUAACCAUCAGUCCUGAAAAAGAUGAAUUACCUGAAGACGGCCCUCCUGUGCCGCCACGCCCACCUAAAACGUUUUCUAGGAGCAAAGAGCUCUUUUACAAAGAGACAUAUCAAGGUCCUAAAUUUCUAGAGCCACCUGACACUCCAGAUCCUUCGCACGGUCUUCGCGUUUCGCGUCGCAAGUCGCAGGGCGCGGCACCUCCAUCCCCUGUAAGGGGCCAUCUUACACCCUGCGUUGUCAAGAUAGCUGAUGAAGAAGAAGAAUAUCCCCCAAACUAUCAGUCUAUGCAGUAUUGUAACCUAGCGUCGCUACCGCCGGCGGUGGACAGAAACUUAAAGCCGCGUCCGCAGAGCCACAGCAUGGCUCCAGUGUUCGCGCCUGCAAUACAAACCCCAAUACCGAUGGCGCCCCGAGCUGAGCCCAGAUCGGACACGCUGCAAUAUUUAGAUUUGGACCUAAUGCCGAAGUCAUCGCCCAUCAAGACUGCCGAUGGCCGUCGAAGGGACAUAAUCCACGGGAAAUCUUACUCGGCCGCGGACGCCGACUGCGCCUACAAAACGGUCGAUUUCCUCAAAACCGAGGCCUUUAACAUCACCCGGCAGGACGCGGAGGCUUUGCGGAACAGUCAUUAUUGACAUUACAAGUAAAGUUUCAACUUUAUAUACUUUUGAAUGUGUAGUACUUGUUGUUUGCCACCUAUGAUGUCGGGGUUAUCGAAUGUGUCGUAAGUACGCGCCACAAUCAAGGUUAUGAGAACUUUAAUUGAAGAAUUAAAAUGUCUUUUUAAUAGUGUAAAACUUACACAUACUGAAAGUUUAUACCCAACGUCGAUGUUUACAUAUCAAUUCACUUCUGAUUUAGCCUACAUAUUUAGGUGCUGUAUAGAGUUCUAAAGUUGUACACGGAUUGUAUGACUUCCUAGUGUCACGAGAUAAGUCGAAUUUCCACCCAGAACACCUAAUCAUUGUGAACCAUUCAAUAUAUAUACAUCAUAAGUAGUGUGUGUUUUUUGAGAAGUAUGUGACAAGUUGCUACAUCAUUGCCCUGAUUGGUUACGAAACAUAUUUUAAUCAUUAUAGACACAUCUUCGUUGUAGAGUUAGCCCAAAACGGUUGAAUCAUAAUAUUCGUUGAGUGAAUUAUUGAUGAUGUUUUUUAAUUUUAUUGUACCAGGUACACAAUUCUGUCUCUCCACUUACCACUUACCACAUAAAACUAGCUACAAGAGCUAGUUUUUUUUCUUAAUUACUGACUUUGAAUUGAAUCUGUCCACAUCACAGGUUGGGUAUAAUACUCGACAUCUUAUUUGUAUGUUUUGUUAAUAGCUGAAAUGGGUAGACGUCCAUAUGAUAUUGUAACUUGCAAACAUGCCUUAUUGUUAUGUACUCUGUGUAUUUAGUGAACUAUGUGGCAUGUCGCAGAAAAUCUCUACCCGCUUUUCCAGUUAUUUCUUGUGAAUGUUUCCUCUUUCUUAAAUUUAUUCUGUGUUUAAACUAUAGUAGAUAGUUCAGAAAAAAAGUGUCGAUAGCCUAACCAGAUAUAUUAAAACCGGAUUGAAAAAUCUUCCUUUUUUACAUUUGUAGACCCAAUAAAACGUACUUUAUCGUACAGUAAUGACGUGCGCACACUGCCUGGAUUUCUUGUUCCCUGUUGAAUGGGUGCGAUGUUGCCAAUCCUAAGAUAAAUACUUGUAGGAUAAAUAUUCGACUAACGUUACCAUAUUUGAAUGCGUCUGAAUUAUAGAUUUUUUCUUUACAUUCCAUUCGACGUCACUUUGUACUCUCUAGUACAAGACCAUUUACAUUCGACGAACGUGGGCUUAGUCAAAUAUAUUAUUUUUAAUUGUUGGAGAUGUCUAACAUUAUUUUUUCAUUAUUGAAAACGCAAAAAUAUAAUUCAGUGAUUAGGUGGGUGAAGGUAAUUAUUGUUACGAUUAAUAGUAGCAUUAGUUUUAAAUUUGGAUAUUUAUUUCUAAAAAUACAAGACUUCAUUAUAUUUUUACUUAUGAAACACAUGGAAAGUCACAAAGUUUUUAGCUUGAAAACCACUAAAAUUUAUAGAAAUUGUUUGUAUACGUAGCGUACUACUAAUUCGCGUUGCAGUCAGUGUGCGCAUUCCCUUAGAACUUAGAGUAUGCGUACGAAUUGAAUUCGUACGAAACGUCAUGCAAUUUAUCAAAUUUUGGAUGGCUUAUAUUUAUCUGGUUAGACUACUACUGCUACAUAUGUAUGUACUAUAAAUGUAUUACGUAAUCUUCUUGAAGUAUGCGCUGUUGUAAAGAAGUUAAAUUCAAAUAUCCCAACGAGCUGAGAUAAUAAUGAAAUUAAGGAGAAAUAAAACUGCUGAAAUUUAAUCGUUCUGAAAUUCGUCAUGUAACGUCUGAUAAGAUCUUGUGAGAGGACCAGAGGAUCUAAAAACCGCUCGGGCUCUAGGCAAUUUUGCAAAUGAUAAAGUAUAUGAAUGUUAAUAAUCAUUUUGAUGAUCGUGUUUUAAAGCAAAGAUUUUUUUAUUAAAUAUACUUGGACAUAUAGAAUAAGGUCUUGGGAUCUUGAACUAAUAGAUUACUCUUUGUGGUAAGUUUACAAUAAUUUUUUUUAUAAUGCAAGUAGAAACACUUUUUUGCAAUAUUAUGCACCAAAAUACAGAAUAUAUUUCAUCAUAUUUCACUUUAAAUAACCUCCGUAUUCUUAAUUUACAGUGGUUAUUAACUUAGAACGGAUUCAUCAUGGCCAUUCGUUCAUUCGUUUUUUACUAGAUAGCAUUAUCCUAUUUCAAAGGAUGGAAAUUUAAAAGCUGGGGAAGAUCUAGACUCGCCUAUCCCGGUGAUUAAAUGUCGGAAGCCUUAAAUACCGGCAAAAAUGUAUGGAAAAAGCUACGAACGAAAAGGAAGUGAAAUAUGUAUGCACGAACUGUGUUACGUAGCGCUUUCUGCCUACCCUGAUCGGGAUAUGAACAUAAUAUGCGUGACGUGUGUAAUACAAACAAUUGUGAUAUUUUUUGACAUAAUACGAAGCUCUCAUCUAUCACAAAAAAUUUCAAAUAUAUCGGAUAGCCCAAGGAAUACAGAAAACCAAAUAACAAAAUUUUACCGCCUAGUUUUUUUACAGAUGUAAAUACGUAGGUCAUAAGAAGCUUAAGUCAAACAACUCUCAAAUAUUGUAUCACUAGCAUAAUAUUGGUUAUAGAAAUAAAGUAUUUUUAUUUUUUUUUUAUUAUUUUUGAUCUAAUUAAAUUGAAGCUAUGAUGAUUUUGUUGGAUUGUUAUUAUUUAAUUGGAAAAAAGUAAUAUAAUGAUAGAUUCAAUUUUCUAUAGCUUACUAUUAUAUGCUUUUAAUAUCUAUAAAGUAAUUCGAGCAAAGGAAUAAGGUAAAAAAAAUAUAUUCUCGUUAUAAAAUUAAGCAAGAAAAAAAUACUUCAAUAGUUUUCGACAAACAUGUUCAAAUAAACAACAAAAACAGUAAGAUAUACAAUAUAAAAAGGACAUGGUAAAGUUUUGUAUGAGCGACUGCCCUGGCAAUGUAUAAAUACUGUACUUAGUAAUAUUUAAUGGUAAAUGGCUGAAUAUUUAUAAUUUCUAUGAAAAAAGGAUCAGGAACUUUUGAUAAAGUCGCAAUCUUGAAAAUUAUGAGAACUCCUACUAUGUCAUUACCUUACUGCAGUUGAUAAAAGAUGUUGCCAAUUAUUUACAGAGUCAUCAAUUUCGCAUUUUCUUAGAAUCUUUCUUCCCAUUUCACUGAUUAACUCUUCACAAAAAGUGUUUUUAAAGCAAAAAUAAUACAAAUAGUUUGAUAACGUCGCGUCGGCCUGACAGGAAAUCUGUGAAGUUUUAUUUUGUUUUUUUUUUGUGGUUAAUUUGUCCCUGUUGGGACGGGCAAAGGAUUCUGAGUCCAUACAGUUUUAUUUUGUUCACUUGCAAAAAUUAAAGGAUUUAUUUUCAUACAGCCUUGUCUCAAGCCUGAUCAGAAUAAUAAAAUCUAUUAUUUUAGGCCUUCAGUGAUUUGUUUUGAUAAAAAUUAGGGCUAAAUAUGUCAUAGUUAGAAGGAGUUUAGAAAUAAUAUUGUUUAUUUCGAUAUACUUACACAAAUAUUUUUUGUGUACAUUUAUUGUUCAUUUAUUUUGUAAAACGGAACAUUUUGCUUUUUAAACAGACAUGAAGUCAAUUUUUAUGCUUUUAAAUAUUUGAUUAUUUUACGAAAGUUGUAUGAGAAUAAUAAACACGUAAUAAUUUAUAAAAAAAUAUUGUAAAGUUACGGGCUAGUGCGAAAUAUUUAUACACGUUAAGGGCAGUUGCUUAGCCAUGUCCUUUAGACAUAAAAGUAAGGGAAUUUAAUAAAAAACAAAAAAGUACGCUACAAUUUUUUCCUUAAAGUCAAUAACUUCGGAGGUAUAGCGAUAAAUGCGUUUUCAAAUAUGGCGGCCAGUGUGACCUCCCUAUAUUCCCCGAUUUUUAAACUUAAGCUUCUUAUGACCUCCCUAACAUCUGUAAAAAAAACUAGUGUGGUAAAAUUUUGCAUUACGAUCAAGUAUAACCGCGAUCUCUGUUCCUUGGGCUAGAACCUCAAUUUUAAGUGCCUUCUUUGUCAUGACAAUUAAAUAAUGCUUCUUUAUGUUGAUUUCCUGCAUUUUUUUUUACAUAGAAUUGUAGCUUUUAUGUUUUCUUUUUGCUAGUGGUUUAUUGUGGUGUAAGUAUAAUAAUGUUUGGAAUCGUGUAUAUAGUUUUAAGAUGCAAAUUUUAUCAUUAAUAUAUAAUUGAAAUUAUAUCGGUAAAGUUAAAUUAUGCUACUGACAUCUGACAUAUUUAUGUAAGUAACAGCGAGUGACAAUGUCUUUUUUAGUUCCGACUAUAAAAAAUAUUUAUGAAAAAAAAACUCAAAACAUAUAGGUUCAGUAAAGAUAUAAAGUUUCCGAUCUGUUAUUAUAUUGUGUUACGAACAGUAGAUAUUAGUACGAAGAGACUGGCAUUACGAUAUGGUAUGGGUGUUACUAACAAGGGUGUGUUAAAUCGUGUAUCCUUAUCUCUCAGCCCUAGAGUGGUCGAGACGCGCCGUCCGUAUAGGCCACUCUUUUUCAUGAACAUGCUAAGGCGAUCUGCACCGAAUGUGGAACCACCGAUACCGAUGAUAGUGAUUAGUCCGCCGCAAAAUCAAGCACAGUACCUCCCUAGCGGAAGCAGGUCUAGCCACCCGCUGACACCACACCAAAUUUCGACUCUCACGACUACGACAUGCGGCAAUCAACGAUGCUACGAGUGUAGCGAGGAGUUCUGACGUCUCCAGUUUGGAUUGGCCAACGAAGCUCCGCGAAGUUCAACAUUAGACCGCCUCUUUGAAUGCCUCACUUUCCAAUGCAUCAAAGAUCGUGACCGUCGAAACCAUUAAAUGUUAGUUGCUUUUUGUGUCGAGUUAAUUCAGGGUGUCAAAAAUAAUACAUAACAUUAUAGUUAUAACUUUAAUACCCCGUCUAAAUUCAGCCACUGUAGACAAUAGAUUCAGAAAAUCUAUACGAUACAUCGACUAACGAUUUUGAAACUGCAACUUCUGAAAUCACUGUAAUCCUUAUGUGUAGUGUUUGUUAAUAUAAAUAUAAUAAGAUGAAAACGCGAAAAAACAUAUAUAAUUAAGUGAGUGUUCAAUGUUUGGAUUAUAUUUGGUCUGGCUUAUUAUGAUGUGAUUGAACAAUGAAUAAUUAAACUCAGCAACGAAUAAUAAUCUAGUGAAUGAAAAUCAUUUAGAUAUAAUGUUUCACUGAUUCAAUUCUAUUAAGAACUUUCCAAAAUAAGUAGAAAACUUUUUUCUUGUGAUGAUGGUGUACCAAGUUUACAGAUUAAGGACCGUAUUACAUAAAGAUACUCAGUGAUUGAUCUAAUCUUGAGCAUAGUUAGAAAGGGAUGUCGCUAUAUAAAGCUCAUAGCGACAUCCCUUCUAAUUGUACUCAAGUGUUGAUCAAGAUCAACAAGUGUUGAUCCAGAUGACAACUAAGUAGUUGUCAUUCUGUAAUACGGGCCUUAGUGUACCAAUAGAAUAAAAAAAUAACAUUAUGUGGUGAUACGUUUAGUGAGAAAAUUUACUAUUUAUAGAAUUGUAUAAGAUAUGCUUUACCAAGUUUUUGAGGAGUACAUUACUAUGUAUGUGUAUUAUGCUGUUUCUUAUAUUAAUGAGUAAGGGCAAUGCUACUAGGAAGUUAAAGAUUGGAUUGGGUUAAUAUGCAAACAAAGAAAUACAAUCGAUUCCUACUCGAUUAAUUUAACCGAUUUAAUAUACUUUCUCUCUUUUAUGAGUAUUAAAUAUACUUUUUCUCUGUAAAUAUCUCUGUAGAUCAUUUACACCUAUUUAUAAAGCACCUAUUCCUGCAUUGAAGGGUUGCUAAACUCAUAAUCAUAGUGAGAUUAUUGGGUUCUGUUAUAGAAACGCAAAUGAGACUGGCAUGUGACUUUUUAUACUGUGACUUAUUCUCUCAUAAAAUUUUGUAAUACUAUAUCGAGAAUUUAUUUCAACUAUUACAAAUAUAUAUCUAUACUAUUCCGUCUUUUAGCGGAACCCCGUUGUAACUUAAUCGUUAGUAGUUUGAUAUUACAUAAGAUAUAUAUAUAUAUAUAUAUAUAUAUAUAUUCAUGUUCAACGUACUUUGCCAUGCCAUUUUAUAAUUCAAUAGAAACUCAACGAAUAUUUGAAAGGAAAAUUUUACAUUUCUUAAAAAAAACAAAUUUGAUAUUUGUCUGUAUGUAUAUUUCAUUAGACUCUGCUAAUAAACCGUUAAAGACAAUCGGUUCGACUUAAUCGUAAAUUUUUCGAGUUCACGAGACUCAAUAUUGUGAUUAAUGUUUCAUAAAUCGCCUUCAAAAAUCGGUCGCCUUCUGUUUGAUGCUGAGUGGUUGGCCUAAGAAAAUUUUAUUGAAAGUUUAUUGUGCCCAUAAAAACGUUAUUCCAUUACGUUUGUUUGAGCAUUGUGAUAUGCAUUGUGUUAGAAUUAACUGUUGAAAUAAUAUAAAUAUAAAAAUUGUGAUGUUACAUAAUUAUUCAAUAUGCCUAUAACUUAAGUGCACGAUCAGUGUUUUAAAAUUUCUAUAAAACCUUCCUUCCGCAGUAACGAUAAAUAAUAAUAUAAUAUCAUUUUAUAUUAUUUUUUUAAACUGAUUUUUCCAUACAAAAAUGACUAUUUUCACUUUAUCGAAAUUAAUAAUGGAAGAAAUUUAGAAAUUAUACGAAUAUUUAUGACAAUUACAAUGUGAUAUUUAUAAUUACUAUUUCAAUAAGUACAGCACUAUUUUUGUACACUUAAUGCGUUUAGCACUAUCUAUUCAUGAAAAAAUGUCUGUAAUUUAUAUGAAGUACUUUGUAUGAACGAAGAUUUCGCGAAUUGUCUUCAUGUUUUUCAAAAAAAUAUAAAAUUAUGUUUUGGUAAUAAUUCUCAUGACCUGCAUAAGCUUUACGAUCAGAGGUGCUGUCAUAUAGAUUGCUAUGUUACAUAUCUACUUAAAAUAAGCAUCGAAUGACAGCUGUAACCAACCAUUAGAGGGCGGGCAUGGUAUUACUAUAUUACAUGUAUAUUAUAAUGUACUAAAAUAUUUUUAACUAGUUAAUAAUGUAGUUUUAAAAAGAUGCAGGUAUUAAGCUUUAGUCAUGUUUGUUGAAAGGAUCCAUUCUUUUCUCCAUACACUAUGCCCAAUUUUGUACCCCAAGUAUUCUCAUGCAUUUAUGAGUAGAUGAAUACGCCGAAUUCAUCAAAAAUGAAAAUGGAGUUUAUUAUCCACUUGAACCACAUACAAAAAUCAGAAAUCAUGUGAUUUUUUAUACAACCAACCACUAUCAGGCAAAAGAAUUUAAACCAAUGGUAUAAACUGUCAUUUGUCAGUUAAUAGCAAAUUGCGUCUAAACAAUUACGUUUCUUUAUACGCAGAUUCCCUAUUUUACUUCAGAAUUUCAGCAAUUUUAUUGAAUUUAUAGUGAUUUUGAUGAGUGUCUUAUAAGUAUAAUUUUAGAUGUUUUUUUGAGAUAAUUUGUACCAAGGUAUAAAAUUGGGCAAAAAUCGAAGGUUUAUUUCUUGAUUGGCGAGAAUUCUGGUUACUAAAAUAUAACCACAUAAGUCGUUUUCCUCUCAAUUCUUGACCCCUUAUUAUCUUACUGCAAUGAGUCUAAAUAAGUAUUAUUUUAGGUGUUUUUUGAGAUAAUUUGUACCAAGGUACAAAAUUGGGCAAAAAUCGAAGGGUUCCUAUAUUGAUUGGCGAUAAUUUUGGAAACUAAAGUAGAUUUCCUUUCAAUUCUUCACCCCUUACUAUCUUAUUGCAAUGGAAAAGGAUGUCAACCAAUUGUUUGUUUGUCGUGUGAAAGAAUGAUAAAUUUCGUGCGUAUGCAUUUACCAACAAUAUGAUGUCCCUGUGUAUCGUAAAAAGAAGUAAGCUUGGUCUUGAAACGCCAGCGAACCGCUGGCGAUUAAAUUUGUUGUGAGACUUAGCCUUUUUUAGAAACUUAAGAGGUGUACGGCUAGGUACACAAACCCCAUUUAAAGGUGUGAUCUUUAAUGUAAAAUGAAAUGUUAUGUAUAUGUUUUAUACACUUUUUCAAAAUGUUUUACACACUUUUAGUAUUUUCCACAGUCUCUACAACUUUACUUGAAUAAUAAGCGUAAAAUGAAUGUGAGAAAAUGAAAUAAAACACGUGUUCAACUGUGUAGUAUUUAUAACAAAAUUAAUGUUAAAGUUCCACUGCAUCCUGUAGUGACGACUAUUUAUACUCGAAUAUUAAAUCUUUAAUAACCAAUCCACAGUUAAAAUGUUAAUGUUUAAAUAUAGACACGUUACUAUUUAAGAUAUACUUACCUACCUACUUAAAAAUAAAAUUGUAUUAUUAGAUAUAAAUGUAUGUUGUAAAAAAAUUAAAUACAAAUAAUAUAAUAGUUUGCAACCUCUUAUGUACACUACAUUAGUGGCGUCAUUGUGACUAUUUGUUCCCAGUAAUUUUAACGCAUAAUAAUGUUGACAACAAAAUAGCAUGCGUUAGGUUCGUCUACGUUCCUAGUGGGAGCAAAACAAUGGGAAAGCGAUAGAAUGAAACCUUUACCGUAUAUAACAAUAGUAGUUUGGCUCGCGCCAAUGAAUAAAUAGACAUAAAAUGUAGACGCAAGAAAUUUCGUCCAUUUUGCACAUCCUGUUUAUUCAUAAUAAAGACAUUAACUUUUGAGAUGAGCACCAAAUUUUUAUGUUCUAUUCGUGUUUGUUGUGUGAUGGGAAGUUAUCCAAAAAAUAAAAGAGUAACAGAAUGGCUUGUGUCGUGAUUUUCGAACAGUUUAACUUUUUGGGCACGAGUUUAUACUAAUGAAUUCUUUAUUAUAACAAGCUUCGUACAUAAAAGUGCUCGAAACUCUUGGUAUGAUCAUUUUAGAAAUUAAGUAUUAAACUUGUGUCCGAUGGAUAAUUUUUUGCACAUAAACAUCCAAAUUCAAUGUUUCAAGGAAAGUAAAAAUUAUUAUAAUUUUUAUGCAUACAUAAUAUUAAACGGGUCGAAAUAAAGAAGUUAAGAAACAGAAAAAGGAAUGUUAACGUUUGAAACUGUUAGAUUUUUAUAUUCACCAAAAUAUUUAUUAAACAGUAGUUUUGUUCAAACAGUUAUUUCACCCCUGAUUCCAUUUUAAACAAUGUUAUUUAAAGUCUGUUAAGCCAUUAUAUCAAUAUAGAAUAUUUAUGAUUGAUCACGUUACAUAUUAAUUGUAUUUUGUAAAAGGUCAAUUUGCAUCGGACUCAAGGGAAGAGCAAACAUUUACAAAAAUAUGAGACAUUUGGUCGAAUUCGUAUAUACGCUAUAAACGUGACUCUUAAAUAAGGGUCCCGAAGACUGAGGUGCUAUGAAAAAGUAAGGAAAGCUAAAACGUGUAAUGCGAAAUCGUGAAUUUUUUCAUAAAUAAGUAUUGUUCAUGGGUUUUUAUACUGACCAACUUAAGUAUAUCAUUCUUAGCAUGCAUAAAGUGACUUUGUGAAUGAAUCAAGGAAUAAACUAAUGAACAGGGUCGUUACUGUAAUGUUAAGAUGUCAGUAGUAAUAAUGCAUAAAUGUUAAUAUUGAAUGACAUUGACAUACCGGCCCAUUGAAAAGAAAACUCGCUUGUUUGAAUAUAAGAUAUGGAGGUAUCGUUUACAAUUAUUGGUCCUAUGAAAGUUGUACUUUAUUAUUAGUUACAGUAUUCGUUAAAGUAGUAUUAAAAUCGAUUGACAUUAGCGCACAAUGCAAUAACACAAUUAUUAUUGUAAUCAUAUAUGUAGAUGUUCUCUUAAUUAAGUUCAUGUUAAAUGUUAUGGUUAUAAAAAAAUCAAUGUAUUAGAGAAAGAAAAUAUCUGUUAGAUGAGAUAAAUGUUAUAAUAGAUAAAGUGAAUAUUCAAAGGUGAUGUUGAAUGUUAAUAUUAUAAAAAUGAGGAAUUUUGCUUAUUUGACACUUCAUGAACAUGACUUUUGUGAUUGGACACUUCGGAGGUUAAUUUAAAUGCAUAAAUUAUAAUGUGUCGUGUUGGACGUCGUAAAAGAUUAAAUGUUGGUUCAGUGUUCACUGCUCACGUCUUUAUACAUAGAUUCACGCGUGGCGGUGGGUACAGUUCGCUCUUGCAUCGCGCAGCGGCGCCUUGCCAUUAGAGUUGAAAAUUACCAAAAGUUUCGGUAAGAAACGAAAGUUUCGAGGUAACUUACCGGUAAGUUUCGUGAAACUUACCAAAAUUAGGUACAUAAUUUAAGUAAUUUUCAAAAAUGAUGAUUAACUUACAAAUGUGCAACAGCAGCUUAUUUUAAACGCUUUUGUUUUAUUUUUAUUGAUACCUAUCUACUUAUAAUAUAUAAAAACGCUGUACCUAAUACUAAUAAAGCAUCCCAAAACAAGAUUUUUAAACAAACGUAUAGGUAUUUAUACUACAGAAUUAUUCGAAAACAAGAAAGGUACAUAGAAAUAAGUAUGUUUCUAAGUUAUCUUACAUUUUUUAAGUGCGAAAUAAUAUAGAAUAAAUACUAAUUCAAUGUUAGUUGAGGUAAGAGAAUAUUUUUUGAAAACUUCCAAAAUUGGAAACUUUCAGGAAACUUUCGCGAAACUUACCAUCGAAAAGGAAACUUUCGAGGUAAUUUUCAACACUAUUUGCCAUUCACCUUGUUUGGGAGAGAAUCUAGUAGAAUUUUGAGCGCUUAUUUCAAUAAUCCCUUACCGGACGCAUAUACGUCAUCAGUGGGACGGUAAUCACAAACGAGUAGAAAAUUUCAGGUUAAUAAAGUUAUUUUCUUUCUAUUACGGAAAAUAAUAAAAAAUAAGCGCUCAAGUAAUUAAUAAUUUGAGACUUAAUUUUUAAUAACCAACUGACCCAUUGCUCUGUUCUCGAUAUAUUAUUACAUCUAAAGUAACAUAACCAUUAUGCACCCACCGUCAUUCCGAGAAAGUAUUCUGUAUCUUUUACUAUAUAUUUUGUACAAAAAUCAAGUACUAUGAGAACAAUGACUUUUAUAUAGCCAAGAUUCAAUCUACAACAUUGCCAUUAAAGUGAACUGUGGAGUGAGUUCUAUUUGAAGAUCUGGAUUUUUAACUAAAUAAGAAAAAUGUACUCAGCAUUGCAUUUAAAAAAUUCGUAGCAUUUCAUUUAGGAUAUAUUUAUUGGCAUGGUUCUCGUAAAACCAGCAGUAACAAUCUAAUGUUAUACGGAAUAAAACUUACCUACAUUACAUUAAAAAAAAAUUCAACUAAAAAUUAUAGCUAUAAGUACUGAUACCCAAUUUGAAAACACAGAUUUUACUAUGGGCACCCUUUUUAAUAUGCAAUAGUCAGCAUAUUUAUUAAGUUGGUAUACGUACAGUUGUACAAUAUAUUACAUUAUUAUCUUACGAUGUUCUAUAAUUUAGAUGAUAAAAGUUUCUAUAAAAUAGUUGUUUAUAGGAUAAAAGUGAGAUGUUAGUAUAAGCCAUCGACGCAUUUUUUUAAUUAUGAAGUUACCGCAACACUUCUAGAUCACAAAUAUUCAAAUAUAAAUGCAAUUGUGUAGCUCAAAUCAAAUGUAUUAUUUAUUUCUCAAAUUUAAUGUUUUAUUAUACACUCGAUCGCAAUAACUCUCUUUCAGUAUUAUUCAUGUCUUAAUAAAUGUAAAAAAAACCGUCUCUCUUAGAUUGGGUAGUUCUAUUAAUAUUUUAAUAAUGAUUUCCCUAGUUUUAUUCGUGACUCGUUAUUUUUACCCGCAAAAGCAAGAGAUAAACCAAAGUUUUACUAACUUACACACGGUCACUUGUAAUGUUAUUUUAUAUUGUAUUAAUUUGUUUUUAGUUAAUUAGCUAGACUUUUUAUUUAUAUUUGCAACACAUCACAUGUCUCUUUGUAGUUUUAUUGAAUAGUAUAAUAAAUGCAAGACCGCACUGAUGAGCGGAUUAUUUGAGACAAUGUCUCAUUUAAUAGCCGUCUUUUUAUUGUAAAUAAGUACUACUAUGUAUAAUUUUGACUUAAUUUAAUUAUCAUAAUGCUUGGAUGCCAUUACAUUGUUAAUUUAAUAUCAAUACUUACUUAUUUUUAGGUAUUAUUAGUUUUUAUAUGGUAUUUUACGUACGUACCUAUACUUACGGUAUUUCAAAUAGAUUUAUUUGCUUAGGUAACUUUGCAAUUUUGUUGAUGCAAACUACAUGUACAGAAUGUAAAGUAUAUUAUUUUCUGGUAUAAAUAAAUAUGGAAUUUCAAUAUAUGUUACAAGGGGUUUUCAUUUCUUUUUGUCAUAAAGUAUAUCCCUUUGUUUGGUACCUAUUUGUUAAAAAGAUAAAGGAAAAUAUCCAUUAAUCAUUUUCAAAAUAAUAUAAUUAAAUAAUAAUUCAAUUUAAUACG